GUGACACCACAUUAAAUGUUACUCUUUUUAUUUCUAUACGUCCUUAUAUGUAAUUAUAGGGUUAAAAUACAGUAGCAUUGAGUCACGACUUCUGCACUGAAAUGCUUAAUAUGUAGCUAAACCUGUUUUUCCAAUCUUAUAAAUUCUCAACAACUGACUGGAGGACUUGAGCCAACGCUCGCUGGCCUGCGGUGAACAAAGGGUUAACCAAAGAUGCAAGAGAGACACCGUGGAGGGAAAGCCGGGGACAGCAGACGAGCCACCGCAGACGGACAACGCGACACUCUGGAACGACCUGACCGGGUGAUGUGCUUCAUGCGCCGGCGUGUGUGCUAAGGGAGACACCGCAGAGCUCAAUCUGAAGAGCUGCGUCUGAUUUGGAAACGGGUAAUCAGCCAAAAAGCAAGAUGGUGACCUUGGAAACCCCGGAGUCCCCUGUCCCUCUGACGGCACUGUCCCGCUGGUACCUCUACGCCAUCCACGGCUACUUCUGCGAGGUCAUGUUCACAGCCGCCUGGGAGUUCGUCGUCAACUGCAACUGGAAAUUCCCCGGCGUGACCAGCGUGUGGGCGCUCUUCAUCUACGGCACCUGCAUCCUCAUCGUGGAGCAGAUGUACCUGCAGCUGCGAGACCGCUGCCCCGUGCUAGUGCGCUGCAUCAUCUACACCUUAUGGACGUACCUCUGGGAGUUUGGCACCGGAUUUCUGCUGCGCCAGUUCAACGCCUGCCCCUGGGACUACUCCGAGUUCCGCUACAACUUCAUGGGACUGAUCACGGCUGAGUAUGCGGUGCCCUGGUUCUGCGCCUCUUUCAUCGUGGAGCGCCUGGUCAUUCGCAGAACGCUGCGACUGCGCUUCCACGAGGGGUCUGAGGACGGCUGGUCAAAGCAUCUGUUAGAUGCUGGGGGUGGAGUAGGAGGAGCGAUAGGACCUGGUGCCGGUGAGAGGAGGAGAGAGAGGAGCAGGGGUAUGGGGAGUGAUGCUAACGGCUACCUUAAAGUAGAAUGAGUGUUGAAGCAGAAGAAUGACACACUCAGAAGCAGUCCAAUCGCCCUACUACACCUCCUCCACCUUCCUAAGCCACUUUUCAUAAACUUCCUCCCAGUCACUGUUUUGGGGGGAGGACAAACAGACAGCUGUGUGGACUGGGCUCACAUGCAGAGGUGUGAAGAGUAUGAAAAAAGCGAGAAAACAAAAUCUGAGUGGGUCUUAAAAACACCCAAAUCACUCUGUGUGCGCUCUACGGUCAACAGAGGCACCACAACUCCAUGCUGCUGUGUUUGCUGCAUCCCAUAAUUCCCCCACCCAUUCCCACCCAUGUGCCGCUGACCUUGACGAGAUCAGUUUCUUGAAUGACCGGGAUUACACUCUCAAUUUCUUUUCUCCCAUCGACUGCAAAAAACUCGGGAUUUAAAAAAAAAAAAAAACAAGUUGCAGAGAUUAGCGUUAUCACCCUGCAGAGGAACAAACAGUAAUAAUUCUGUUUUUCAAGGGCACCUCAGUCUGUGUGAAAGCAGAAUGUUAGCUGCAAAGAAGACAAAAUAAAAGUAGCUGCAGCUGUUGUUUUUAAAAUGUACAUAAUGUCCUUUAGUAUUAUUCAAAAGUACUGUAGUAAUGUAGCUGCAAGAAGCUCUUACAGAACAUACCGUCCACCCAGAGGCAGGGCUCCAUGUGUCUGCUUACACCAUGAAGAAUGUUUUUCUGCCGUUAGUGAAUACCCACAAUGCCUGGUAUAGAAAUAAAGCAUGAGAAAGUUGUCUUCCUAUAUAGUAUACGUUUCUACGGAGCUCAUUCAGCCGCCACACUGUAUGUCUUGUGAGUCAGCCUGCUGCUUGUGUGUGAAGGACGACAGUGAUCCACGGACAGUACUCCUUCUUGACAGCAUGUUGAAGUGUCAACGAGCGAGACACUGAACCUCAAACUGCUCCUGGUGAGCAGGUCACAGCCUUGCAUGGCAGCUUCUCCGCCAUCAAUAUCUGAAUGGGUUUGUGUGUGUGUAUGUGUGUGUGCACAAGUGUAGGCGCCAAAUAGAUGUAGUCCAUUUACAAUAAUAGCAGGGCUGCUUUCUGUUCAUGGCAGUGAUUGUGAGUCAUGAGCAGCAGCAUAAAGCAUCAAACCUCAGUAAUUUCCUUUUUUAUAGUUUCCCAAUAAUCUUUCAUGACUCACUCUGUGUGUGUGUGCAUGUCCAUUAGUGUGUGCUUAAAAUGUUGUCACUCAUCUGCUGGGGUCACGAAAGCCUAAUUUCUUCAUUCACUUCAAAUUUAUUUUAAUAUCUGUCCACUUUUGCUCUUUGUGUGUGGAACUUAUUUUCCACGUGGCUUCUUCCACACGAUCAAAAUAUGUUUUUGUCACUAUAAUGAAAUACUACUGAAUUUCUCCUUACACUGUAACUGACUAAAGUCGUCAUUUUUCACAAGAAAUCUGGAGUUUCUACUUGAAAACACAAGAAACAGUGUCACAGGUUUUAUCCACCAGAGCAUUUAUUCAAGCUAUUGUCUGUUUUUUUUCCUCAAUUUUAUCCUGUUUGAUUUAAUGCAGGUAAUUUUAAUAGAAGAAGGUUACAAUUGAGGAAACCCUCUUGUUGUGAUAUGUCAGUCAUAAUUGUUUCGGUGAAUAUUCCUUUGCUUCAGAAAUGCUAAAAAUGCUUCACAAUCCCCAUGUUUACUUAAAGUAUAAACUGAUAUAACAUACUAAAACCAAAAAAAAUAUAUAGCACUUAAGAUAGUAUUUCAAACUACUUGUCUUAAAUGGUCUUAUGUUCAAACAUGGGGCACUCAGGCAGGUGAAAAUGUAAAGAACACUGUUUAUUUCCUCAAAUGUUGUCCAUGUGGAUCAUGUGACUUCUUCUACUAAACAGAAAGUGACUGUACACACUCCUCUUUCAUGCAAAAAUGAGGUGGCAGUUUAUGUUAAUGGACUGAAAGAGCCGCUGGAUGUGGUGCUACUGGGUCAUGCAUUAAAACAAGAAAGACACUACCCUUUAUACUGAUGUGAAGCUACCAGGGGCCCGACGGUAAAGAUGGAAGUAUGAGGAGUAUUGCUCCUGAGGACUAUAAAAACAUGGACUUUAACAUUUUAACUGCGAAUAGAAAAACUGCAAAAAAAUAAAAU
Messenger RNA from Notolabrus celidotus (New Zealand spotty), 3110 nucleotides. RefSeq names its product transmembrane protein 229B (gene tmem229b). Bases 408 to 1007 code for a protein of 199 amino acids. The record is from RefSeq and is a predicted model, not a curated record. The transcript is spliced from 3 exons. Lineage: Eukaryota; Metazoa; Chordata; Actinopteri; Labriformes; Labridae.